Molecule: messenger RNA, 1554 nt
Organism: Pimephales promelas (fathead minnow)
Lineage: Eukaryota; Metazoa; Chordata; Actinopteri; Cypriniformes; Leuciscidae
Source: RefSeq, a predicted model, not a curated record
AUGCCCCUGACCUGCAACCUCACCUGUUUUCCCCUGGCCGUCAGUCAGACCCAGGGCCGGGCUCUGCCACAGGUCCAGCUAUGGGGAACUGCCCAGCAGUUCUUACACGGCUGCAGCCUGAGGUUGAGGAGGGCCGACCCUUGGUCUGCCACUCCUAGCCAUUUUGGCAUUCGUUGCCGCUUCUUGCACUUGGCCCAGGAGGAGAGAGAAGAACUGAGUAAAGUGAAAAAGGAGAGUGAAGAACUGAGUGAAGUGAAGGAGGAGAAACAUCAUGUCAAACCUGGAGAAAAACCCUUGAGUCGCUCAAAGACAAAAAAUACAUUUUUAAAGAAAAAACAAGCCAAGAAAUCUUUCGGCAAAUGCACUCAGUGUGGGAAGAGUUUCACAACCAAACAACAUAUGGAUGUUCACAUGAUGAUCCACUCUGGAGAAAAGCCUCACGCAUGCGAUCAGUGCGGGAAGAGUCUCCCAACCAAACGAAGUCUUGAGCGUCACAUGAUUAUCCACACUGGAGAAAAGCCGCACACAUGCGAUCAGUGCGGGAAGAGUUUCAGAUAUUCAUUAGAACUUAAGAGUCACAUGAGAGUUCAUACCGGGGCGACGACGUUCAUAUGUAAUGAGUGCGGCAAAACAUUUCUUAGGGCAUCAGAGCUGAAGAUGCACCUGGCAGUGCAUGUAAAGGAGAAGCCACAUUCAUGUUCUGUAUGUGGAAAGAGUUUUUCACUGCUGCAAUAUUUACAUGCACAUCAGAAAAUGCAUACUGCUGUGAGAGAGUAUGUAUGCUUUGAGUGUGAGCAGUCUUUUACUACAGCAAACAGAUUAAAAAAACACCUGACAAUUCACACUGGAAAACAACCUUACAAGUGUUCACACUGUGACAAGAUAUUCAGUCGGCCAUCAAGUUUGAAAACACAUGAGAUGAUCCACACUGGAAAACAACCUUACAAGUGUUCACACUGUGACAAGAGAUUCUGUCGGCCAUCAAGUCUGAAAACUCAUGAGAUGAUCCACACUGGAGAAAAACCUUACAAAUGUUCACACUGUGACAAGAGAUUCAAUCAGUCAUCAAAUCUGAAAGCACAUGAGAUGAUCCACACUGGAGAAAAACCUUACAAGUGUUCACACUGCGACAAGAGAUUCAGUAACUCAUCACAUCUGAAAGAACACGAGAGGAUCCACACUGGAGAAAAACCUUACAAGUGUUCACACUGCGACAAGAGAUUCAAUCAGUCAUCAGCUCUGAAAAUUCAUGAGACAAUUCACUUCGGAAGGAAACCGCACACGUGUGAUCUGUGUGGAAAGUGUUUCAGACUCAAAUCAGGUCUUAAGGAUCACAAGAGAAUUCACAUGGUAAAGAAACCGCACACGUUUGAUUAGUACAGAGCUAGUUUCUCUAUUAAAGCUCACCUGAAUGAUUUAGUUGCUUAGUUGGGGACAAUGAAUAUUCAACAAUAUUAUUGAUCUGCCUUACUUAAGGUGGACGUUGACACAAUUUUCUUCCAGAAACAAACUUUGUUGUAUUAAUUUCAUGUUUUCACUGUGAAGCUGCUUUGA